This is a messenger RNA of Glossina fuscipes, 521 nucleotides long. It is a transcript of the gene Thor, whose product is annotated as eukaryotic translation initiation factor 4E-binding protein 3. Gene Ontology annotation, molecular function: eukaryotic initiation factor 4E binding. Gene Ontology annotation, cellular component: cytoplasm. The transcript is spliced from 2 exons. NCBI's taxonomy places the organism in Eukaryota, Metazoa, Arthropoda, Insecta, Diptera, Glossinidae. The coding region runs from base 75 to 422 and encodes 115 amino acids. Gene Ontology annotation, biological process: negative regulation of translational initiation. The record is from RefSeq and is a predicted model, not a curated record.
UAAUUUGUCUAUUUCAAAAGAAAAUAAUAGUGAAAAUAUAUUAAGUAAAAAAAAAUUAAAUAAUAUUUUGCAUAAUGUCUGCAUCACCGACCGCUCGCCAAGUACUAAGCAUGCCUGUAAAAACUAAGAGAAUUACUAUCUCUGAUCCGAUCCAAAUGCCGGAGGUAUAUUCCUCUACGCCUGGCGGUACCAUGUACUCUACAACACCUGGUGGCACUAAAAUCAUAUACGAACGUGCUUUCCUAAAAGAAUUGCGUGGUUCACCGUUAAGCUUAUCGCCACCGGUUAAUAUACCGGUAUGCUUGUUACGCGGUACCCCUCGUACACCUUUCCGCAAAUGUGUGCCACCACCAGCAGAUUUAGUUAAGAAGACAGAGUCGCUGAAAAUCGAGGACCAAGAACAAUUUCAGUUGGAACUGUAAGCUGCAACAGCAAACAAGCAACCAAACCAACUACAUAUUCUCCUGCCUCUUGCGCCUCAAUCAACUUAUAAUGGCUGAUUGGAUUCGCAUAUAUACUUU